GAGGUGAUUGGAAGAGCUAUUAACUAUUGUUCUCACGGUCUCCAAAUGCAAAUGUGAAUUUCCCACGGGUCUGCUUUACGUUACAACUGUUAUUUUCCCAUCGUAGUGAUGAAAUGAAAUCUAAUUAACAUACAGACAGGAGAAUAUUUUAAAACCAGAAACGGCUUUCAACAUGGAAUGGACGAAUAAUUUGGAAUGUGCAAAUCUGUGUGUUACGUUCAACAGUGGAUAAAAUACUUACUGCGUGUGUCACUCCGUCAAGUACUGUUUUCACCGCGGAAUCUUUUGUCACUUUGUCCAAGUCUUAUUCUAAUGAACUAACAUUGAUUUUAAGAAAAUGAACGAACAGCAUUUAUAUGUUACCCAGAAUGGUUACACGUACAGCGUGGGGCCAGCCCAGUCCCACCACCUGAUGAGUUGCUCCCAGCCACAACAAAAUGGUCCCCACACCAGUCACGGCUUCAUGCAUCACAACAGCAAUGCUGGAUAUACCCUCCACCCUGCGGAGAGGUCCUACGUUGGGCGACCUGACCCUGGCCCUUCCUCGAGGUCAGAUCUAAGUGGUCACAUGGCACACAGCAGUUACGAAAACCCGAUGGACUUGUCCAGCAACAAGCCAGGAAGUUCUGGUCGACAUGUGAAGGAGGAGGGUCAUCACCAUAGUUACCUUGCUGGUAUGGGAACCACCCCUGUGUCAGUUGGAAUUCCUGAACAUGUGCAUGACCCCUCGCACAUUGUGGCUGGUUCCUUGACACCUCCAGAAAAGAUCAAUGGUGAUCACUGUACCAUGGCAACCACGAGUCCUUUGAGCAUCGCCACAGUGACGCAGGCUAUCCCAGCACCCCCCAGUCCCAUCUCCACUCCAUCACCACUUUAUGCCACCAACAGUUACAUAGACAGAGGCAAUUACCAGGACCAGAGACUGACAAAAGAAGCCAUGAGAAACUAUCUGAAGGACAGAGGGGACCAAGUCCUGGUUAUUCUACACGCCAAAGUGGCACAAAAAUCAUACGGCAAUGAAAAAAGAUUUUUCUGUCCACCCCCUUGUAUAUACCUCUUUGGAAAUGGCUGGAAGCGGAAAAAGGAGGCGAUCGAAGCAGAGGGGGGUACGGAACAAGACUCCACGACAUGUGCAUUCAUGGGGAUUGGAAACUCUGACCAGGAGAUGGUGCAACUUAACCUGGAAGGAAAGAAUUAUUGUGCAGCAAAGACUCUCUAUAUAUCUGACUCUGAUAAGAGAAAGCAUUUUAUGUUGACUGUGAAAAUGUUCUUUGGUAAUGGACAGGACAUUGGUGUAUUCAAUAGUAAACGGAUUAAAGUGAUAUCAAAACCAUCAAAGAAGAAGCAGUCGUUAAAGAACGCAGACCUGUGUAUUGCCUCUGGAACAAAAGUGGCACUGUUUAACCGGCUGCGCUCCCAGACUGUCAGUACCCGAUAUUUACACGUGGAGAAUGGAAAUUUCCACGCCAGCUCCACCCAGUGGGGAGCUUUCACCAUACAUUUAUUGGACGACAAUGAAGGAGAGUCAGAGGAGUUCACGGUCAGGGACGGAUACAUCCAUUAUGGAUCUACCAUCAAACUCGUUUGCUCGGUCACUGGAAUGGCACUGCCAAGACUUAUAAUCCGUAAGGUGGACAAGCAGACGUCGAUUUUGGAUGCUGAUGAUCCCGUGUCACAGCUUCACAAGUGUGCGUUUUACAUGAAGGACUCCGAGAGAAUGUAUCUGUGUCUCUCUCAGGAACGAAUCAUUCAGUUCCAGGCUACACCUUGCCCCAAAGAGCCAAACAAAGAGAUGAUAAACGACGGAGCCUCGUGGACAAUAAUCAGCACAGACAAGGCUGAGUAUACAUUUUUUGAGGGGAUGGGGCCAGUCAAGUCGCCUGUGUCUCCAGUACCAGUGGUCACCAGUUUACACCUGAAUGGUGGGGGAGAUGUGGCCAUGUUGGAGCUGAAUGGUGAAUUCCUGGCCCCGAACCUGAAGGUUUGGUUUGGAGAGGUUGAAGCAGAGACAAUGUUCCGCUGUGAAGAGAGCAUGUUCUGUGUAGUCCCCGAUAUAUCGGCCUUCAGAGCAGGCUGGAGAUGGGUACGCCAGCCUCUACAGGUGCCUGUUUUGCUGGUGAGAAGUGAUGGGAUUAUUUACUCCACUGGUCUGACCUUCACCUACACCCCUGAGCCUGGGCCUCGGCCCCACUCCCGGGAGGCAGAUCGGCUGUUGCGGCCUGGAGUGUCCAGUCCUGACUCCACGUCUACACCAAACUUCACCAAUCCUCUAUAGUGCCUUGUCCCAUCCUGGUCAUGUGAUCGGGUGAACAUUGAAACCAAUCAUGUGAUAUUUUUUAUUCAUUCAAUUUGACUAUGAAAUGUGUACUGUGCAAACACUACGUACAACAGUAUAUGUGACUAGUGACUGCCAGCCAACCCUAUCAAAAUCUUUCAUCAUCUCGGAUAGAUGCAUUUGAAUACUGCCUUCAUCUUUCUUUAACUAUGAGUACAGAAAUACCAUAAAAAAUCCAUUUAUUUUUUUUUUGACUGAUGAAAGAGAUGCCAAAGUGCUUAUUGAAUCUAUUUUUUCAGGGUUUUCUGAUGUCUAUCAUAAGUUAUCGCAAGCAUUAACUAAUUAUCUAAUACUGUAGAUAAAACCAAUUAAGAUGUACAAAGUGGUUUGUUUUUUACAUGUGUAAAUUUUAUCAUCAACAGCAUUUAUUGUUAGUUGAGUUAGCAAUUCACAUGUAUGUAUGAUGUGCUUUAAUUAUGCCAGUCUUUUUUAUGUAUUCUGUGCUUAUAUGUUGAUAGUGCUUUCAAACUGUUACCAUAGAAACCAUGUCACAAAGUGACAAGUGUCUGACGUUAGCCUCACCCCACUGUGUGUCUGAAGCGUGCCAGUAUUUACAUGAAGUCAUCUAUUGCAAUACCACAGCGUUAAAUCUUAUUGUGUCAUUUAUCUUAUCCAUCCUGAUUCAGUUUUUUUUUGUUUUGUUUUUUUUUUUAGUUUCAAUAGAAAACCCAGAACAAAUUACAAAUCUCUUCAGCAAAAUUUUCACUCUCAAAAACAACCAGUGUGAUUUGAAUUAAAUCAUUGGAUAUCAGAAGCAGUUCUUGUUCAUCAAGCAUAUUUUUUGGUUUAUACUAUCAUAAAGUAACACCCACUCACCCCCAUUUAAAAUCGACAUUGUUGUUUACGUGGGAAUUUUUAUGAAAAAGAUUUGAAUUUGUUCUGAUUUCAUUAUUUAUGCAUGAAUGAAAUGGGCAUUGACUAUUACAACCAAUAUUAUAAUUAUUGAGGUAAUUAGGUCUACUUUGCCAUCAGUAUAAAAUUGCCAUGUGUAUGUGACAACUGUUCAGAAGUCCUUUUAAUAUCUCUUUGUGGCAGCUCUAUCACCGUCAGCUUGUUCAAGAGAAUGAAUUUGUCACCGUUUUCUUUGUUAACUACAUGGAGUCCUAUUUGUCAAACAGAAUCCAAGAGUUUUUGGGGGGUAAUAUUAUUAUUUAUUCAGUUUUGAUUUUAAUACUUUGUACUUUUUAUUCCCCAAUUUUUAUAAAAACCAUUAAAUAAAACCAUACGAUGUUGUGAUGCAUCCUUAUUUCCUUGCCGAUUGAUUUUUUUCCUCUGAUGUGAUAAAUCUGGUGUGAAUUACGGCUUUAAGGCCAAACUUGAAGCAAUUGUAUGAACAAUGGCAAUCUAAUCUACUAUCUGGCAUACAAAUCACACUUUACAUGGUAACAACUAAUAUAGUCUAUCUAGUGUGUUUUAUUGGGGCCAAUUCUCAUAGUUUUCAGAUUGUGCAUUUUUUUAAUAUAUAUAUAUAUAUUUGUCGGCAAAAAAUAGAUAUCAAGAUUUUAACAUCUACAUGAAAUGUUAACUUUUUGCAUAUGUAAUUGUAUUCUUAAUUUGAAUAGGGAUACCAAUUUUUUAACGGUCAAUUUUUAGUUAACCUGUAAUGGAAAGAGGAAUGAUUCCAAAAUUAAGUGGCUGAACCUGGGACUUGAACCCCGGACACCUGCAUCAUUAGUCAGGUGCUAUACCGCUGAGCUAUCCUGGUUGAUGUUCUUGGUUCAUCUGCCACCUUGCCACUGCUCUUAUGACAAUCACACAUCAUUUUCUCUUUCAUUUUAUGAACAUAAUUUGUAGUGGAUAUAAUUUUGGAGUGGAUCACUGCCCCCCACUCUCUAGUUCUCUGCAAGUGGCAGUGGACGGUCGUCGAUAUUUUGUCCCAGUUUGAGUGGAUCACUGCCCAUUUUCUGGUUUCAACAUGUUUGUGUUUGUAAUUAUUUUGUCCCAGUUUUCCGGAAGUGCCAGUAGCAACCACGUGAUUUGUCAGUUAUCGUUCUCUGAAAGUGAAAACAGACAAAUUUCUGUUCAUUACUUGUUUACUUGUACAUUUGAUUGUAGUUACUGAAUAAAUACCUCAAUUAUAAAUUGAAAUAAA
Messenger RNA from Ostrea edulis (European flat oyster), 4427 nucleotides. RefSeq names its product recombining binding protein suppressor of hairless-like. Gene Ontology annotation, biological process: regulation of transcription by RNA polymerase II. The record is from RefSeq and is a predicted model, not a curated record. The transcript has 13 exons. Bases 338 to 2275 code for a protein of 645 amino acids. Gene Ontology annotation, cellular component: nucleus. NCBI's taxonomy places the organism in Eukaryota, Metazoa, Mollusca, Bivalvia, Ostreida, Ostreidae. Gene Ontology annotation, molecular function: DNA-binding transcription activator activity, RNA polymerase II-specific; RNA polymerase II cis-regulatory region sequence-specific DNA binding.